Molecule: messenger RNA, 4995 nt
Organism: Naegleria fowleri
Lineage: Eukaryota; Heterolobosea; Eutetramitea; Acrasida; Naegleriidae
Exons: 1
Coding region: 1-4995 (1664 amino acids)
Biological process (GO): arachidonate metabolic process
Cellular component (GO): membrane
Source: RefSeq, a predicted model, not a curated record
AUGACAACAGAGAUGCGUCCUACAGAAACACUUCCUGCCUCAUCAUCAUCUUCAACUGAGAACACAAAUCUUCCGCCGAAACUCACGGACAAUACGAUUGAUACAGCUGCCACCACUGCCACUCACAAUCACUCAGAGGUGAUGACAACCCUCACCAACGGUACUGAGAUGAUGAUGACAACAUCAUCACCAACCAAGAACAUGAACAACCCUUCAACAACAACAACAAUAACGGCCUCUACCGAUGGUGGACUCGAAAGGACAACCACAGAAUCCCUCAAUAGCAACAACAACACCUUUUCAACAACAACAACAAGUUCUGAACUUGGUACAACCACUCAACAGUCAUUCAACACAAAUAACAAAGAAGAAGAAAAGAAUCACAAUCACAACAACAAGGACAUGAUAUCAUCAUCGACAUUAUCCUCCACAAAAGUCAAUCAACCAUCACAACAAGAAUCAUUAUUGAAUUCUUCUUCGGAAGAAGUUUCUGGGAAAGAAUCACAACAAGAACCAUCACAACAACUGAGAGAAGGAUCGUCCUCAUCUUCCUCGAAUGAUGAUGAUGAAUUUGGAGAAGAUGAUGAGGAUGCAGAACCGAAUAUGGAUUAUAACGAAGAAGACGAAGACACGACUGCCUCGCAAAAGUACAACAUUCUUUUGCCUCACAAGAACGAUGUCCAUCUCCUCUCGACACUACGUUCCAAAGUAUCCAAUUCACCCAUCUAUCUCACUCACUACACCUCUUUGGAAAGUACAGCCAUGAGGAUGAAAAGAAGACAUAAUCGUUCCAUAAUGAGAGAAGGCAAUAAUAAUAGUCCUAACAACAACACCACGAGCUUGAGCAACAUCAUCAACAACAACAACCAUGGAAUUCAUCUCUCUCAAAGCCUUUCUCUGGAUUCAUUUGCUUCGUCAUCAUUGGCAUCCUCAAUGUCGAGUGCGGCUGCUGGUUCCUUGUCCAUUUCUUCCUCUCAGUCUGCUCUUCAGCAACAACAACAACAACCCUGGCACCCGAGAACACCCAAUUCGGGAAUCUUUUUGAAUGAUAUGAACGGAACGCUUUUUCAAGAGGAAUCAGCUCUCAAACUCUUCCUUUCUCAUGCCUACAAUAAGAAACAUUCAUCGAGUGCUGCCAUCAUUUCAGCCUCUUCCUUAUUUACUUCUGCUUCUUCAGCGGAGGAUGAUGCUAUCCAUUUUCUCAUACAGUCAACACCACCCUCUUCAACUACAGCAACAACAACUACAGGCUCUCUGAUGCAGACACCUACUACCACCACCACCAACAACAACAACACCUCCGAGCCAAGUAGUAGUGCAAAUAAUCAGCAGCACCAGAACAUUAAUUUUGCUGCUGUUGUUGAGAAUUUGAAUAAUUGCAAAAUUUACUACUUUUACACGCCCUAUGAGAAGGCUUUUAUGAGUUCCACAACAACAUCAUCAUCAUCACCAAAUGUUUCAUCUUCAACGGAUCCUUCAUUUUCCAAGCCUUCCAGUAAUGACCACCAUCAAUAUAAUAUUGGGUCGGAUCCACUCAAAAUGAAUGUGAGUGCACUCAGCAAUGGUGCUGGAUCCUCAUCAUCUUCAUCAUCAACAACAGAAUCAUCACCAGAAAAAACAACCGCACCAUCGAGUUCAACCGCCACCUCAGCAGCAACUCCCGUGAUUGGAAGUAGUAGAAGUGGUAGUGUAACUGGAGCCUUAAUUGAAAUUGGAGAUCAUAUUCAACAACAGGCUAAUCAUCAUCACCAUCACCAACAACUCCAAAAUAAUAGAAAGGACGCUCUUAAGACCAUGCUGCCUUCUUCCAAUUCUCUGAGCAAUUCUACUACUACGAAUAAUGGCUCAUUAACCAGUAAUAAUGUUAAUAAUAAUAAUAACGGAACCGACACCAAUGAACCCUCUCCUGUAAAUACAGUAGUUUCAUCAUCGUCUGCACCAUCAUCAUCAACAGCAGUCGUAACCACUCUGAACUCAGAGCAUCAUCAUCCACCCCAUCAUAUUAAGGUAGAACCUCCUACUCCUCAACAUGACCGUGCACAUCAAGAAGCUGUGCUCUUAUUGGAAAACAAUUCAAACCUCAAUAAUAUACCAAACAAUUCAUUGGCUAGUGAACAAAACCAUAGCAACGAAACGACCGGCAUAACUUAUCAAUAUUCAUCCACAAAUCCUCAUCGGAGAGUACAAAGUGAUACUUCUGCCUUUCAACGCCUACAAAUUGGCUCAACAACUGCCACCAGCACAACAACCGAUUCGAAUGGUAGUAAUGACUCUCAAGACAACCUGCCCAUAAAUACUCCACCUCAAAGACGACAACAACAAAUACUCCGUGACGCAGCAAGCAUCAACAACGAAGAACAAAACUCCUUCGACUUUACCAAUAACGCUACUCUUCUUGAUCAAUCUGAAGGUGAUAUUCGAUUCAUGCUCGGAAAUGAAGAAUUGACACCCGGUUCCUCUGCCAUAACCUCUCCUUCAACGUCCAACUCAGACACUUCACAACUGGGAAUGUCACUUCCAGUCAAUGGUUCCUCCACCUUUGACGUGUCACGAUCUCACAUGAAACGAAGUGGAAGUGUUCGAGGCUUAAACAAGAACGUUUUCUCUCCCAUCGAUAAAAAGAAAGCUCAUCGAAGAGUGAAAAGCUUCAAUGUGGCUCCAAUAACUCCCUCUCUAGGAUUUACCUCAGAGUCAGAGGUUCGCUCGAUCACUAUCGAAUUGGUCUUUUUAGACAUUGAUGCAUGUUUCACAAAAUUUGAGCCACUAAGAAUUAUUUCUGAUAUGUGGACAAAAGAUUUGGAUUAUUUCAAGUUUGGAGUGAAAAUAUUUAACAGGAUGUAUGUGUGGCUCGAGGAUUCACUCGUUCAUCAGUUUACUGUUGAGAAAAGUGAUUUAGUGGAUUGCCCAUCGAUUGAAUUUACAUUACCGGAGCAGCCAGUGGCGAAGAUUAUCGAUGCGACAUGCGCAAUUAUUAACGAGUUUAACACAAAAUAUACCUACUCAUACUAUAAUUGCCAUUCAUUUUCAUUUGCCAGAAAGGUUGCAGAAAAACUGUCAGGCAAAAAGAUCAAGAGCAAGAAUGUGCUUCCUAAAACUUUGGUUCAUCACUUUAGAGAAUGGAGAGAGGCUGAAAAGAAGAGAAAAGAAAAAGAGGAAAAAGAAGAAAAGGAGCAAGCAAAAUCCUCCUCCACUGAUAAGAGUCCUGUUACCAAUAAUGGUACAGCAACAACUGCCGAGACAUCAUCGGAAGUGACUCACUCUCAAAAAGAUCAAGUGACCAGCAAUAGCUCUUCAAGUGGCUCAAAAGAGGACCUAAAUUCACCAAAACCUCAAUCUGCAGAAAAACCAAAAAAUCCAACUUUGGAUCCGUUGGACUAUCUUGAUCUUAUGAUUGAAGAGGAACGAAUGAGAGAUGUUAAUUUCUUGUAUUAUGUUCCCAAACGUUUGUUAUUGAAAAAGUAUAGAAAAUUCCAUCAGAAACAAGAAAUUAAGAACCACACCUAUCUCCUUAAUUUGAUCAACUCACUUCUCGAGCAGUGUCCCAAUUUCAAAGAAGAAUACAAAAUGGACUAUUAUAUUUUGAAAACUCUGGAUCGAUGGUUCUGGGCAGAGAAGUAUUUACAGGAAAAUUACGACCCUAUCAAGCAAAAGUCCAAAUUCUUCCACAAAGAGGGAACAAAAAUUCAUUUCCCAGAACCAACCUUCCUCAAAGAAAUAGUUUUGGAAAAAAAGAAUAGAAGAAGAAAAAUAUUCAAUGUGAAAGUGGAAGAUCCUGAAUUGGAUGUUGACUACAAUGAUCCAUCGGCUGUUUUGUGGAAAAACGUGGAUGGACAUUUGGUAACCAAUUUUGAGUAUCUAAGACAAGAGAAGAAGGGUAAAACUGUGAAGGUCCUCACAAUGGACGGAGGUGGUAUGAAAGGGCUAAUUCUCAUUGAAAUUCUUACAGUCAUUGAAGAGCGAGUAGGAAAGAAAAUUUGUGAUAUUUUCGACAUUGUCGCGGGUACAUCCACAGGCGGAAUUUGUGCUCUUCUAAUCAAUAGAGGAAUUUCAAUGAAGGCUGCAAAGGAAAUCUAUAUUGAGAUUGGAAGAACAGUGUUUGAUUUGAAAACCACACGAAACAAGUCCUUUGUUAAAACCAUGAAGGUGCUACGAGGAAGAUCCUGGUACGAUGGAUAUCCUCUCGAGCUCUCCUCUCUCAAAUUAAGUCAAGAUGUUGAAUUGAAUCACAUGCAUGUCAAAAAGCCAUUGACCUUUAUUGUGACCACAAUGAACAAGUCCACAAAUCCCAAGAUGAAUCUCGAUGAACCAACGGCCUGUGUUCUCAGAACCUACAGUGAUCCGUAUGAGUUUGGAGUAAAAAAUGGAGAUUCAUCGAGCAAAAAACAGCCCACCUUUUACAGAGGUACCACAACCGGAGCGGGAAUCACUUGUACCGAUGCUCUGAGAGCAACCUCUGCUGCUCCCAUGUAUUUCAAACCUAGAAAAAUUGGAGACACGGAAUGUAUCGAUGGAGCUGUUGUUGCCAAUAACCCAACCUCAAUUGCUCUCUACGAAACGAAACAAAUUUUCCCAAAUCACGACAAAUUUGUAUUCAUUAGCUUAGGAACUGGAGCUCUUUCAGGUAAAUCGAGUCAGCAAAGUAAUGAUGGCGACGAGGAAGUGAAUUUAAAUAUUAGCCCUACCACCAAGACGAAGAAGAAGGGAAUUUCAAAAGUAUUUAAGGGAAUUUCACAAACCAUUAAUACUUUAUUAUCGGUAGUCAAUUUACAGCUAAGUAGCGAAAGAAUUCACAAAAUGGCUAGUGCUCAACUUGAAUUCUUCAAGGAAGGAAAAUCUUUGUGUGAAUAUUUUCGUUUAAAUGUACCCAAGUUGGGCGAUUACGGAUUAGAUGAAAUCUCUGAUGAAUUAGUGGCCAUAUUCGAAAAGGAAACAAAAGCAUAUAUUGAAAAUCAUCCUGAUCUGGACAGAAUUUGUGAAUUGUUGAAACAAGAGUAA